AUGGGUAUGGGAACAAGCACCUUUGUCAUCAGAUGGAUCAACUUUCUCACCAUGCUCUUAGCAAUUGCUGUGGUAGGUUUCGGAGUAUGGAUGAGCACUCAUCAUGAUGGCUGUCGGAAAUCGCUCACAAUCCCUGUUUUAGCAAUUGGUGCUGUCAUCUUUUUAGUAUCUAUAAUCGGGUUCUUGGGUGCGCUGAAAAGAAGCUCCAUACUGUUGUGGAUUUAUUUGAUUCUCCUGUGCUUUAUAUUGGUGGGCAUCCUGGUGUUCACCGUAUUAGCGUUCAUUGUCACAAAUAAUGGUUCUGGUCAUAGUGUUGCAGACUUGAGGUUCAAGGAGUAUCGACUCAAGGAUUACAGUUCAUGGUUCCUAAAAGAAUUGAACAAUACCCAUAACUGGAAGCACUUAAAAAGUUGUCUUGUGAAAUCAGAUGAUUGCAAUAACCUCUCAAAGAAGUAUAAGACUCUCAAGAAAUUCAAAUUGGCAAAGCUGACCCCUGUUGAGGCUGGUUGCUGUCGACCUCCAUCUGAAUGCGGUUAUCCAGCUGUUAAUGCCUCGUACUAUGACUUGAGCUUUCAUCCAGUUAGUUCAAACAAGGACUGCAAACUUUACAAAAAUGCUCGGGACACCAAGUGCUAUAAUUGUGAUUCCUGCAAGGCUGGAGUUGCACAAUACAUGAAAACUGAGUGGAGAGUGGUUGCAAUUUUCAACGUUGCUCUCUUUGUUGUUUUGGUAAGGCGUUCUCUCUCAUCUACUCAAUAUAAUUGUUGA
Fragaria vesca subsp. vesca is the source of this 768-nucleotide messenger RNA. RefSeq names its product tetraspanin-10-like. Lineage: Eukaryota; Viridiplantae; Streptophyta; Magnoliopsida; Rosales; Rosaceae. The coding region runs from base 1 to 768 and encodes 255 amino acids. Gene Ontology annotation, cellular component: plasma membrane; plasmodesma. The transcript is spliced from 10 exons. The record is from RefSeq and is a predicted model, not a curated record. Gene Ontology annotation, biological process: auxin-activated signaling pathway.